This is a messenger RNA of Tachyglossus aculeatus (Australian echidna), 2238 nucleotides long. It is a transcript of the gene MACIR, whose product is annotated as macrophage immunometabolism regulator. NCBI's taxonomy places the organism in Eukaryota, Metazoa, Chordata, Mammalia, Monotremata, Tachyglossidae. The transcript has 2 exons. Gene Ontology annotation, biological process: negative regulation of fibroblast migration; negative regulation of cytokine production involved in inflammatory response. The record is from RefSeq and is a predicted model, not a curated record. The coding region runs from base 96 to 722 and encodes 208 amino acids.
CCGCCGCCGCCUUCCGUCCUCGCCGUCUCCAUCGCCGUCUCCGGGCGGGGGAUCCGUUUCCGCCGGGCCCAGGCGCGGGCAGCCCCGCGCUCGACAUGGAGGUCGACGUCAACGGCGAGUCGAGGACGGCCGUGGCGGCCCUCCCCCUCCCCGGGGCCGAGGCCGGCCCCCCGGGAAAGACGGAAGCGGAGAGGCCCCGCUGCUCCAGCACCCCGUGCUCCCCCAUUCGGCGGACCGUGUCGGGCUACCAGAUCCUCCACAUGGAUUCCAACUACCUGGUGGGCUUCACCACGGGGGAGGAGCUCCUGAAGUUAGCCCACAAGUGCUCGGGAGGGGAAGAGAACAAGGGGGAAGGCCCGGCCCCGCCGCGCUCCAAGCCGCUGGACACGGGCCUGGCCCGCUCCUCGCGCCUCUUCAAGACCCGCGGCAGGUAUUACCAGCCCUACGAGAUCCCCACGCUCAACGGCCGGCGGCGCCGCCGCAUGCCCAGCUCGGGGGAGAGGUGCCCCAAGUCCUUACCCUACGAACCUUCGUACAAGGCCCUCCACGGGCCUCUGCCCCUCUGCCUGUUUAAGGGCAAGAGGGCUCACUCCAAAUCUCUGGACUACCUCAACUUAGACAAAAUGAGCAGCCAGGAACCCGCCGACACGGAAGGGCUCCAGUACCAACUUCAGCACCUCACCCUCAGAGGGGACCGCGUGUUCGCCAGGAACAACACAUGAACGGCGGCCGGGCCGCCGCUGGCCAAGCUCCCUCUGGCUUCCCGGACCCCCUCGGCCCACACGUACUGUCUGUCUGCUCACGGGACCGGCCCCGGCCCGGGGGGAGGACGGAGGAGCCGGGCGGAGGGGGUCCUCGGACGCCCCGGACCCCUCGCUUAGAACCCGCCGAGGGCUAGGGGGUCUGGGGGAAGAUCCUCAAGCCCGAAGCCACCCGGGGGACUCUCAACGGGUGGACUUGAUUUGCGGGGGGCGAUUCUAGAAAGGCAGAGGCGGCUCUGGCACGGGAAUCUAGAUGGGGAUUUGCCACGCCGAUUGGAAAUGGGGUCUGCGGGGUAGCCGCUCAAGGGCGGGGGGCACGGGGAAGAUUGCCCUCCGACGAGCACUCGAGAACUUGUGUCUGUAACUUACUCUAAAAUAAUAUAUGUGUGGUAACGUGUUGCUUCUUGAAGUUGAGAAACCUGCACGUGGCGGAAAUGGAAUACUUAAAAAAAAUCCCGUUUGAGUGUUCCCUAAUGAGUUUUUUGUACUAGCAGGAAAAAAAAGAUACGAUUCAGGUUGGCAGCGUCUGUUCACAUCGGAGCAAUCGCUGAGUAAGCGUCUAUAUUUUCCUCAGAAGGUGAUGAUCCUCUCCUGGAAAGUGGUUCUCUAAGUUGGGGUUAAUAGCGGAUCUCUGGCUAAAACACCGUUUGGGAGAUAACCUCCGGGAUUUCCCAGAACGUUUCUCCUUUGAGAUUUUUACUUGAGUGGAGUAAUCCUCCGGAAUCCCGACUCUCAUUUAAAAUGUACCCGGAAUAGCGCGAGAGAAGGGAAGUCGUCGCUCCCGGGCCGGAGGAUCUGAAGUAACAGCGGAGCUCGGAGAAGGAAACUCGUGGUUUCUCGUACUGAAUAUUUAAAUUAACCGUAAAUUGAUACCUCUCAGCAUGGCAUCGGAACUUCUUAGUUGUUCGCAGCACAGAAUUCCUACUGAAAACUUAGCUUCUAGAGUUAGUUUGAAAGUGUCUACUGCUUGUGCCGCCUUAACGGGCUAAUUCUGAAUGAACAAUUUACGUCAAAUGCACUGGUUUAGCUCGUUGCCGAAGAAAUCGAAGUCCAAGCACUGAUAACACGCAAUCCAAACACAGGAAUGUGUUUUGGAAAAAAAAAAAAAAGUAACGUUGGUAAAACCUUCUUCCUCUCAAAGAUUCGAUGUGGAAUUUUUGGCAACCGGGAACAGUGGGGAUGUGUUGGCCACUAGCCUAGGGUGGGAGGCCUGUGGGGGCAUACUGGAAUCUUCUUCUUUUUCAGCUGUUAAAUAUUUUAAAGUAAACUGCACACCUCUCUAACUUAUUGUACUGAAGAGUCUUACAAUAAACUAUUCCUCUAUAGUCAACGGUUGGAUGGGAAAUAGAAUGACUGUCGGAUGCCAAAGAGAGAUAGGAUUCUACGUUUAGCGAUUUAAACCCCAUUAUUUAUUGAUGAGCUACCCUGUGGAACUGUAUUAUUUCCGGCUACGAAAUAAAGAGGUGAUGUAAGUGUA